Malus domestica (apple) is the source of this 1353-nucleotide messenger RNA. RefSeq names its product B-box zinc finger protein 24. Gene Ontology annotation, cellular component: nucleus. The record is from RefSeq and is a predicted model, not a curated record. Gene Ontology annotation, biological process: regulation of DNA-templated transcription; photomorphogenesis. Gene Ontology annotation, molecular function: zinc ion binding. NCBI's taxonomy places the organism in Eukaryota, Viridiplantae, Streptophyta, Magnoliopsida, Rosales, Rosaceae.
GAAACACAAAAGAAGAUCCCAGAUCCUUAUCCCUGCCGCCAACACAAUCACCACAAAAACCUCUCCAAAUCUCACACCUUUCUCCAGAAAUCUCCUCCGCCAAUUACUUGACUUGCCUAACAAAUCCUCUAUCUUCUUACCAACAACACAAUCCUCUCUCUCUCCUCUCUCCUCUCUCUCUCUCUCUCUUCAGGAGGAUUUUCCAUAGAUAAUCUGUUUGGACUUUCUGGGAAAGCUUUGAUCUUUGGAAUUUUGAUCACACUCCCUUGAAUUGUCUGGCAGUUUUACAACUUUCUCACUUGCUUCUGGGAUUUUUUUUUUUUUUUCUGGAAACAGAGUUGUGGGUAGGUGGAAGAAAUCUGAUAAAUCUACAGGAUUGAAUCGUUGAAGAUGAAGAUUCAGUGUGAUGUGUGCGAGAAGGCGCCGGCGACGGUGAUUUGUUGCGCCGACGAGGCGGCUCUGUGCGCCAAAUGCGACGUUGAAGUACACGCAGCGAAUAAGCUUGCAAGCAAACACCAGAGGCUGCUCCUUCAGAGCCUCUCCAACAAGCUUCCUAAAUGCGACAUUUGCCAAGAUAAGAUAGCUUUUAUAUUCUGCGUAGAAGACAGAGCCCUCUUUUGUCAGGAUUGUGAUGAACCAAUUCAUUCAGCCAAUAGCCUCUCUGCAAACCACCAGAGGUUCCUUGCCACAGGAAUCCGAGUGCCAUUGGCCUCCAGUAGUACUAAGGAAGCUGAAACGAGUAGCUUGGAGCCAUCCAAUCAAGGUGCACAGAAGAUUUCAACAAAAGUCUCAGCACCACAGGCUUCAGGCAUCUCAUCACCUUGGGGUGUUGAUGACUUACUGCAAUUAUCAGAUUUUGAAUCUUCUGACAAGAAGGAUUCGCUUGAGUUUGGAGAGCUCGAAUGGAUAGCAGACAUGGGUAUUUUCGGUGAUCAGUAUCCUCAGGAGGCACCGGCAGCAGCUGAAGUUCCGCAGCUCCCAGCACCGGAGUCUAGCAAUUUUACCUCCUACAGACCCCCUAAAUCGAGCAGUCCGCAGAAGAAGCCUAGGAUUGAAAUCCCAGAUGACGAUGAUGAGUAUUUCACUGUUCCUGACCUCGGCAGAUUUUAGACAUGUAUCAACUUGAUGGAUUAGUUGAUAGGUUGAAUUAUAUACGUUCAUACUAAGUACACGCACGUACGUAUUUAUGUAUUUAUUAUAUAUGUUCAUACUAAGUGCAUACCAGUACGUAUUUAAGAAUUUAUAAUGCAUUUUGUGGGAUUCCUGCCCCUUUUAUUUGAUCCGUCGAUAUGUAAUUUUGCCUAGUCAGCAAUAUGAUCAUACGGCACAGAUUAUGUGCCUGCUGUUAUAAUA